AGAAUGCAGCUCUCACAUCUAGCAUUAUGCCUAGCCCUAAUCUCCACAUCAGCGCUCAGUCAAAACUUACCAUUGAAUGAAAUAAUAUUUCUAGAAACUAUGCUACCAAAAAAUCCAGGACAAUCGAUCAAAAAUACAAUGGAUUCCAUUAGCAACAUGGUUCGGUCAAACAUGCCAAUAAAGGUCAAUAGGAGAUACGCAAUAAUUGGCAACACUCCCAGAACUGUCAACCAAAACCAUCAAAAAACUGUUUUAAUUCAAAAUAUGGAUACGGUUUCACCAAAAACAAUUUUAUUCCGGAAUGGUGUAGACACAGUACCUAGACGAGUAAUUGUUAGAAAUAACGAUUUACCCGCUAAAAUAAUGAUUGAUAAUAACGAUGCAUCGUUAAGAAUGGUACACAGAAAGGCGCCAGAACAACAAAUAGUUUUAGUACAACCAGAAUUUUCUCAGAAUAAAGUGCUAGUUCGUGAUAAUCUGCUUAUGUCUGGACCGUCUUCAGUUCUGUCUCCAGUUCCAAUGAUGUCUGGAGGUCUACCAUCAGCAGCUCCUCAGCCCAGAGGCAAAUUAUCCAGGAAAUUCCCUAUACCACCUCCAACAUUGUAAUUUAUACUAACCUGUUUAUCAUUGUCUAACUUUGUAUACCUAUAUAACCUUUUUGGACAUUCAACGGCAAAUUCAUAGGUACUGGUCUUGUAUAU
Molecule: messenger RNA, 701 nt
Organism: Spodoptera litura
Lineage: Eukaryota; Metazoa; Arthropoda; Insecta; Lepidoptera; Noctuidae
Source: RefSeq, a predicted model, not a curated record